CCCGGCCCAGCCCCGCUCGGCCCGGCCCGGCCCGGCUCCGCUCGGCUCAACUCGGCCCCGCUCAGCGCGGCCCGGCCCGGCCGGCACCAUGCUGGCGCUCUUCAACAAGCUGCUGGACUGGUUCCGGGCGCUGUUCUGGAAGGAGGAGAUGGAGCUGACCCUGGUGGGGCUGCAGUACUCGGGCAAGACCACCUUCGUCAACGUUAUCGCGUCAGGACAGUUCAAUGAAGACAUGAUCCCGACAGUGGGUUUCAACAUGAGGAAGAUCACCAAAGGGAAUGUUACCAUAAAGCUCUGGGACAUCGGGGGGCAGCCGCGGUUCCGCAGCAUGUGGGAGCGAUACUGCCGUGGAGUGAGUGCCAUCGUGUACAUGGUGGAUGCUGCUGACCAGGAGAAGAUAGAAGCCUCUAAGAAUGAACUGCACAACCUGCUUGACAAGCCACAGCUCCAGGGCAUCCCGGUCCUCGUCCUGGGGAACAAGCGGGACCUGCCCGGUGCCUUGGAUGAGAAGGAGCUCAUUGAGAAGAUGAACCUCUCUGCCAUCCAGGACCGAGAGAUCUGUUGCUAUUCCAUCUCCUGCAAAGAAAAGGACAACAUCGACAUCACCCUACAGUGGCUUAUCCAGCACUCGAAGUCCAGGCGAAGCUGAGAUCCUGCGGGCCUGGCUCGGAUUGGGAAGAUGCCAUUGUCCAAGCCCACGCCCCUCUCUCCUGCUCUGUCCCUCCAGCUCUCUCUCUAGAUGGGUAUUUUUAGGGGACCCCAGACUCUGCUGACAUUGGGGCAGAGUCCUUGUUUUUAUUGUAAAGGAGAUGUCUGACUGCCCUCCUCUUCCCCUUUCCUCUCCUCCCCCUCUCUUCCUCCAUUUUGGCACUGUUCUGUUGUUGUCUGUGUAUACAGUAUAUAUAUAUGUA
Lonchura striata (white-rumped munia) is the source of this 911-nucleotide messenger RNA. It is a transcript of the gene ARL8A, whose product is annotated as ARF like GTPase 8A. NCBI's taxonomy places the organism in Eukaryota, Metazoa, Chordata, Aves, Passeriformes, Estrildidae. Gene Ontology annotation, cellular component: lysosomal membrane. Gene Ontology annotation, biological process: protein transport; anterograde axonal transport. Gene Ontology annotation, molecular function: GTPase activity; GTP binding. The record is from RefSeq and is a predicted model, not a curated record.